This is a messenger RNA of Coregonus clupeaformis (lake whitefish), 2061 nucleotides long. RefSeq names its product basic helix-loop-helix transcription factor scleraxis. Gene Ontology annotation, biological process: regulation of transcription by RNA polymerase II; developmental process. The transcript is spliced from 2 exons. NCBI's taxonomy places the organism in Eukaryota, Metazoa, Chordata, Actinopteri, Salmoniformes, Salmonidae. The record is from RefSeq and is a predicted model, not a curated record. Bases 700 to 1239 code for a protein of 179 amino acids. Gene Ontology annotation, molecular function: DNA-binding transcription factor activity, RNA polymerase II-specific; RNA polymerase II transcription regulatory region sequence-specific DNA binding; protein dimerization activity.
CAACAGGAGAAGAUGCAAGACUUCCAGGAAGCAGGAGAUGAGAAAAUGAAGGUUUGUGAUGAAAGAGGGAGUAGAGUCACAGCAUGACCAUGUGUUUACCUGGGCUGAGAGUGGGAGAAGGUUAAUGUAGUGUAUCUGCACUGUCACACUGUCUGUCACACCAUGACCCUUCAAUGCUUGCAGAUCUGAAGGGGCUGGAUAGGUAUAAGCAGUGUAAUGGUCAAGCUUCGACCAUAUUGCUUCCACCUUAUAGAUCUGCAAACAUGGAAGGGUUAGGGGUCAAGGGGCAGGGGUUAGGAGCAAAGUGGGAGUGUGUACUGGCUCUCUGUGGGUGGGGGUGGUUAUAUAUAUAAACCUCUAGCACCCCGAAGACCACAACAGGUGGCCUCUCCUCUCCAGCCUCCACCUGUCUUUCCUUUUCUAGAGGCCACAUGCAUGGUGACCGGGCCCAGAAAGGAUCCGUCAUUCAGGAAAUGGUAUGCUGCUCUGCCAAGGGGAUGGCGUGAGCCCAGUUAGCGCAGGAACCCCGCACCCCCAGUCACCGGAUCACACGGCGGCAGCUGGUCCCAGGUGCUAUUUUCACUCUGCAUUUAUAAAGUAGUGAGCAGCAGUCGGCCGCGCCAUGAAACAGACACAGGAGCAGAGCCAGUCCCAGACCCCAACUCAGUCCCCUGCCUUAGACACCCAGCCAGGUCCACCAUGAAGUCCACAGGGAGCGAACAGGGCGCCGCGCCGGACGGUUUCCCCUCCGACCUGGACGAGCUGGAUAGCGGAAGCGAGGAGAGCUCCGACAACAAGUCGACGGGCGGCGGCUGUAGCCCCCAGGGAGGGGGCCGUGAGGGGGCCAGGCAGAGGGAGAGAGGGUGCAGCGGCAGCAGGCGUCUGCCAGGCGUUAGCAAACAGAGGCAGGCAGCCAAUGCGAGGGAACGGGACCGGACCCACAGCGUGAACACGGCGUUCACCGCACUGCGCACCCUCAUUCCCACAGAACCGGCCGACAGGAAACUGUCCAAGAUCGAGACGCUGCGCCUGGCGUCCAGCUACAUCUCCCACCUUGCCAACGUGCUGCUGCUGGGGGACGAGUGUGUGGACGGCCAGCCCUGUCACAGGUACCACAGCAUCCUGCAGAGCAGCACCAACAUCAGCAGCAGCAGCCCCCCACUCAGGCCCAUAUGCACUUUCUGUCUCAGUAACCAGAGGAAAAUGCUCAGAGAUGGAGAUAUGCACACAGCCAUCUGACAUGGGCACGCACUACUGUCAAGACAAGGAUGCAACAAGGAUGCAUACCAAGUCACACUGAUGUUUACAUGUACCUACGAGUGAAAGAAAAAAUCUAUAUAACUGUACAUAUUUUUGCAAAAUCUUCAGACAAAAACCCCCACUGAUAUGCACUUUCCGUUCACUACAUGUGCGUCUUAUCCACUGUGUUUUGGUAAAAUUGUAACUCAAGCACAAUGUGUAAGGUUGCACCUGACAGUGGGCUAUUUCGGUAUCAGAAAUAGUAAGCCCUAGUGUUGCGCUCCUAAAAAACAGUCUUGCCUCCCCCAUGCAGCCAGUCACAUGGUUGUAACCAAAGCCUAGGCCAUGCAGCGGUUGCUGUCAGUAGAGUAGUGGACUGGUUGGCUUGUCUCCUGACUGACUAAUCUUUAGCCAGCUGAGGAGAGGGUGCCUUGCUUGAUUAUUAUGAAUUGUAACUGCCAUUCAAACUCAAUUCCAUGGCCCCAAAUAUACUUUGGUAGCUGCAAUAUUUAAUGUAAUUUUAACCAGGAUAGUCCACUUAGUAAAUGAGUAUAAACCACUGCUUUCGAGGGCGUCUUGAAAUUUAAAUGGGGGAGGCAAAACAACAAAUAUAGAAUGUGCUUGAAUCCAAAUAUUAUGAAUUAAAGUGUUAUAUGUAGGCCACGUCCACUAGUACAGCAGAAGCAACCCAACCGUACCACAACAUCAAGUCAUAUUCCAUGCCAAAUGUAACAUGGUGUAGAUCAGAAGAAAAUGUAACAAACAUACAGUGCCAGUCAAAAGUUUGGACACACCUACUCAUUCCAGGGUUUUUCUUAAUUU